GGACUCGAAGUCGAGCUCCGAUGGGUACCUGCCCACAUCGGUAUCCAGGGCAACGAAGCAGCAGACAUCGCCGCCAAGGAGGCGACGGGAUGGAGGCCAGACGGACAGACAGGUUCCAGGGCAGACAAGCCGAGAGCCUUGUUCAAACUCAGAUCAACAGUCAAGACAUGGUCGCAUAAACAGUCCCACCACGCGUGGCAAACCAAAUGGGAAACCGAGACGCGAGGGAGAACAUCGUUCCGUCUCACGCCGAAGCCGACAAAGAAGGUCCUCGAACUCCACGAAGGCCUGAGUAAACGCCAGAGCGCACUCCUGGUCCAGAUGCGCACGGAAAAGAUCGGGCUCCAGGACUUCCUCUUCAACCGAAGAGUACCGGGCAUCACCAACGCCAACUGCCCAUGCCGGGAGGGACGACAAACGGUGUCGCACAUCCUGCUGCGAUGCCGCAGGUUUCGACAACUCCGGCGCCAGGCAUUCGGAACCCUCCCAGGACGACACAAUCUCCGGGUCAUACUGAACAAGCGCAAAGCAGCCGCCAAGGCAAUCCGGUUCAUAGAACAGACCGAGAUCCUUGGGCAACACGGGAUCGAGUCGCAUACCAGACUAAGCUGA
This is a messenger RNA of Colletotrichum abscissum, 612 nucleotides long. Its product is annotated as zinc knuckle. The transcript has a single exon. The annotation marks the transcript as partial. Gene Ontology annotation, molecular function: RNA-DNA hybrid ribonuclease activity; nucleic acid binding. NCBI's taxonomy places the organism in Eukaryota, Fungi, Ascomycota, Sordariomycetes, Glomerellales, Glomerellaceae. The record is from RefSeq and is a predicted model, not a curated record. Gene Ontology annotation, biological process: DNA replication, removal of RNA primer.